AUGAUUGAUCCAAACAUAUUUGGAAACAAAGAUGAAACGACAAAUAUGAGUCUUGUCGAUUUCUAUCACUUUCAACUAGUUAGUUUUCGUGGUAAAAAAUUACCGACUAAUUUAGUGAAUUCACAUGAUGAACAUGUUAAAUAUCCGGCAUUUCUUAUCAAUUUUGGAACAUACUAUAAAGUACUUGUUUUUUGUUAUUAUGAUUUGGGAGAAUUUUACCAACCAUAUUUUCCUUGUGAAAUUGUAUUUUUUCCUGAUAAUAGUCAAACUAUAAUUGCAAUCGAUGAAAUUAAUCAACGAACUUAUAAAACCAUUAGCUACGGUUCUGAAGAACAAGAAACUUCAUAUGCUAUGAAAAAUUUUCCAUACUCAAUUCCUAAUUCACUUCAAUCAAAAAAUUAUAUUCAAUUAUUAGUCGAUUCUCCACCUCUUGGUUGUAUGUAUGGAACAUAUUAA
Molecule: messenger RNA, 456 nt
Organism: Rotaria socialis
Lineage: Eukaryota; Metazoa; Rotifera; Eurotatoria; Philodinida; Philodinidae
Source: the annotation of a GenBank genome assembly